AUGAGGAAAGAGAAAACAUGGGCGAAAUCUACCAAUCAGCAUCAGGCACCAGACGCUGACCUGCGAGGCAUGUUCUAAAGAGGGAAUAAUGUAUAAUCGCUGCCCGCGCUCUUCGCAGUGAGGGCAUGAAGCUGCCCUGCGUGCCCGUCCUGCCACGAGUGGAUGAGUCCCUAUGGCAAGCCUGAAGCGGGACAGCAGGCUGACCUCCCUGCAGAGCUCGCUAUGUGGGGCUGCAGCCGGGGUACUGAGCCGCUCUGCCACCGCCCCUCUGGAUGUGGUGAAGAUACUCGCCCAGGUGGGCACUUUCCAUUCCAAGGAGGGCUUCUUAAACACUUUCCACCUGCUGUGCAAGACGGAGGGAGUGCGGGCUCUGUGGAAGGGUAACCUCACUGCCUGUGUGCGCCUGUUCCCUUACAGUGCUGUCCAGCUGGCAGCCUAUAACAGGUUGACGUUGAUGUUUAUGGAUGACCUGGGGCAGAUCUCACAGUGGAAAGCCAUCGCUGCGGGAAGUCUGGCUGGAAUGGCAGCAGCAGUUGUCAUCUAUCCCACUGAUGUCGUUAAAACAAGACUUAUCAUACAGAACAGCUUAGAACCUACGUACAGGGGGAUCGUUCAUGCCCUGUGUUCUAUAUAUUAUCAGGAGGGAUUCCGGGCGUUGUAUCGAGGCGUUUCCCUGUCGGCAAUUGGAGCAAUUCCGUUUUCAGCUGGCCUAUUUUUUCUGAACGCCAGUUUGGACAGACUCUGGCAGGAUCCCGGCGUCCGCCUCACACCCCUGCAGAAUUUUAUUAAUGGCUGUUUAGCAGCUGGCGUAGCGCAGACCUUAUCUUUCCCCUUUGAAACCGUAAAGAGAAAAAUGCAGGCACAAAGCCACCUCCUUCCUCAUUGUGGAGGAGUUGAUGUCCACUUCAAUGGGAUGGUUGAUUGUUUUAAGCAAAUUGUGAAGUUAAAGGGAGUGAUUAGCCUAUGGAAUGGACUCACUGCAAACCUGCUGAAGGUCGUGCCAUACUUUGGCUUGAUGUUCUGCACGUUUGAGUAUUGCAAACGAUUCUGUCUCUAUCAAAAUGGCUACAUUGUGUCCCCACUGAGCUAUCAGCUGACUCCAGGAGUAGAUCAAAGCCUCCGUCCGCAGGAACUUCAGGAGCUUCGCAAGUUUAUAAGAGCGAAGAGCUACACCAGCAGAAAUCCUUCAUUAAAGAGCUGAGAGCGAUGGAAAGAGUCCACCUCUCGUUGCCCAGCAUUGAUACUAACCAAAGCCACUGCAGAGCUACAAGCAGCCACUGUCAAGCUCGUGAUACACGGAGGUUUGGUGACAGAUGGGCAGAGAAGCAGCUCUUGGCUUGUAGAGCUAUUUUAGCAAAGUAGCCCCUAAAGCUGAACCGCAGUGGAGUAAUUUUGUGCACAGUAAGCAGGGGCAGCUGUUCAUAUCACAUACCCCCUCCUCUCCUGAAACUAUUAUUAUUUUAUAUAGUGGCAAUGAUGAUUUCACAAAAAUAAAAAAAAAUCUUACCUAGUAGGGUAAAA
Molecule: messenger RNA, 1521 nt
Organism: Spea bombifrons (plains spadefoot toad)
Lineage: Eukaryota; Metazoa; Chordata; Amphibia; Anura; Pelobatidae
Gene: SLC25A43
Product: solute carrier family 25 member 43
Exons: 5
Coding region: 173-1201 (342 amino acids)
Biological process (GO): transmembrane transport
Source: RefSeq, a predicted model, not a curated record